ACAUAGACGAGUGUGCUGAAGGAAAACAUAAAUGCAGUCACCAGUGUCACAACAAUUUGGGAAAAUAUACGUGUUCAUGUCCUCCAGGUUAUUUAUUAAUUGAUGAUCUGAAAUGUGAAGGUUGUAGAAUUAAUUCAUACAAAUCGGAGAAUGAAGACGUAUGCUUGGAAUGUCCAGUUAAUUCAUACACGAAAUCGGAAGGCAAAACAUCCAUUGCUGACUGUCUCUGCUAUUCUGGAUUUACAGGAGACCCUGCUCAUAAUAUCCCAUGUGAAGAUAUCAACGAAUGUGAAUCAGAGAAUUUUGGUUGUUCGCAUACUUGUAUGAAUAUGCCAGGAAGUGCGCAAUGCCUCUGUCCUUUGGGAUAUGAACUUCAACAAGAUAACAAGACAUGUAUUGAUAUAGAUGAAUGUAGCAUUAAAAAUGGUGGAUGCGAAGGAACGUGCCAUAAUAGUCCCGGAAGUUUUAGCUGCAGUUGUGGAACCGGCUAUACUUCAUCACAAAAAGAUCGUUUUUCAUGUGAUGAUGUGGACGAAUGUGAAGUGGAUAAUGGCGGUUGUGAGCAAAAGUGCAUAAAUUAUGCCGGAAGUUUCUAUUGCUCGUGCGAAGACGGUUACCGCUUAGCUGCUGAUCAAAAAACAUGCAUAGCUGCCAGUUGUCCUCGUGAACCAGUCCCAAACCACCUAAGAAUGCAGUGUUUUGCGAAAAAUGGCACGCGUCUCUCUUCAAGUUCAGACAGCGAGAAUAAACCACACUCAGAACUUAAUGAUUAUCCAAUUGGCACAAAAUGUCAAUUUAAAUGUGACAAUGGUUUCAAGUUGACUACAGAAGGCAAAAUCACAUGCAAAAACGACGGCACAUGGAGUGGACCAGUACCCGAGUGCAAAGGGUUACAUUGUCCUGCUUUGGAAGCUCCAGAGUAUGGAGAAGUGCGUCCGCCAGCUUGUACAUUAGGAAAUGUGUCAGUGAAAAAGAAGUGCUAUUUUACAUGUCAGCCAGGUUAUAAACUUCAAGGUCCUCCUGUCAUGCUGUGCAAGAAUAACAGAUCUUGGAACAAACCUGAACCUCCAGUUUGUAAACCAGUGUCAGUCAAUCCUUCAUUAUCGUGUCCGGAAGACAUAUCAGUUGAUCUUUCUCUUGGUCAAAAUUACACUACUGUUGUCAUUCCACGUCCACAAACGAACACGGAAGACUUCUCCAUCACUCCCAAAUGGGUGCUUACAGAAACUCCCUUGAGCUUCCCAGCCGGCAGGACAGACAUUAUAUUUACUGUUGUUAGCUCGAAUCCGAAAAAACAAAAUAAAACUUGCACAAUGACAGUUAAUGUCGUAGACAGAGAACCUCCCAUAUUUCUUAACUGCCCAGAAUCCUUCGAUGUUGAAGCAACAAGUAUGCAAGGUACUUCGGUGAAGUGGGAAGAACCCAAAGCAGUCGAUAACGUUGGCAUCGAAAGUGUCUCCAAGAAUUUGGAACCUGAUGCAACUUUGACGCCCGGAGUUCAUAUUGUAACAUACAGAGCAAGAGAUGCUGCUGGAAAUACUGCCGUCUGUUCUUUUGAAAUAAACAUAACUAGUACUCAAUGCAAUGACCUGGAAGACCCUGCCAAUGGUGAAGCAAACUGUGUUGAUUGGAUAUACGGCAAGCUCUGUCAGCCGUUUUGCGAUGCUGGUUAUACCAGGAAUCCAGAUGAAUAUCCUUACUACACUUGUGACGAAUCAGGAGAAUGGUCUCCGGUAGAUGUUAUAUCUGACUGCUUAAAAUAUCUCCCAGCAUCUUCAAAAAGUUGCCCUGAAGGAUAUGAGUAUCGGAAGAUAAACGAGACGAAUGAAGAAAUAUGCUUGGAAUGUCCUACUGGAACAAUAUGGUUACCUUCGUCUCGAACAUGUGAAGAAGCCAGCAUAGAAGAAGAAUAUGACAUUGAUGAAGACACAGAAUCGUAAACUUAAAUGACAGUAAGAAGAAAAUGAAGAUAUAAAAUCAAAAAUUCAGUGGAAUAUGCAAUAGAAGAAAGCACAUUUUCAUUCAAGCUUUUUCAUAAAUUUCAAUCGUGAUAUAAAUUUUAAUUUAUUCAAUACCAAAAAUAAAGAAUGUUUGUUCAAAAUGAAUCAAUAUUUUUAACACUUCUUUAUAUGAGAAUUUGUAACACCAAAUCCAUGAAAAUCAUAUU
Stegodyphus dumicola is the source of this 2167-nucleotide messenger RNA. RefSeq lists its product as uncharacterized. The record is from RefSeq and is a predicted model, not a curated record. Lineage: Eukaryota; Metazoa; Arthropoda; Arachnida; Araneae; Eresidae. Gene Ontology annotation, molecular function: calcium ion binding.